CUAACUCAAUCGCAAAAUCUUUAAAUCCAGUUGUCUGAAAAUUUUGAAAUCCCGGCUGAUAAAUUGAAGUUAAAAUCUCGAUCCCCAAAUCCUGAAUCAGAGGAUUGGGUUGUCAAACCCUAGAACUUGGAAUUGCGAAUUUUAGUUCUUUUCUUGCAUAUUAGUGUGGUUGUUGUUGGUGCUGAGCCGUGGUGGUGACGUACUUCAGAAAUCAAGUAAGAAUCAGAGAUAAAAUCGUUCAAGAAACAUAGACAGAAGAAGAAGAGUCUGGAAAGUACCAUGAGUAUGGAUCAUUGCCAAGCUAAUCCACAACAGCAGCUGCAGCAACGAAAGCCUCAAAGCUGCGACGAGCUUGGGGAUACUUAUUCUGAAAAAGUGAUUCAGGCAGAAACCCAAAGGCUCUUAACUGAGUUUAAAAGUAGACAGAAGAAGAAGAAGAAGAGUCUGGAAAGUACCAUGAGUCAUUUCCAAGCUCAUCCAGAACAACAAGAGUCUACAAUAAUAAUUGAGAAAACAGAUCACCCUGUUCAAACAUUGCAGAAACAAGAAGAGCUAACCUCAACAACAGUCGAUGUCGGAACUAAUUCAGAAAAAUCCGUCACUGGACAGCAGAAAAAAGCUCGAAAAAGUAGACAGAAGAAGAAGAAGAAGAUGAAGAAGAAGAAGAAGAAGAGUCUUGAAAGUACCUUGAGUACAGAUCAUUCCCAAGCCCAUCCAGAACAAGCUAUUAUAGAACAGCAGCAGCAGCAAAAGCCAAGUAAACGUGGACAGACAAAGAAGAGUCUGCUAGCUACCAUGACCACAGAUCAGGGCGAAGUUUAUCCACAACAACAAGUGUCUGCAAGAAUAAUUGAGAAAACAGAUCACACUGUAAGCUACUACCUAUCGUUUGUUUUCUAUCACUUAGAACAGCAAGAGAUAGCCUUAACAAUAAUCGACAAAGAAACAGAACAACUAGAGUUGACCUCAACAACAGUUGAUGGCGGCACUAAUCCAUUUUCAUUGCUAUAUGUGCUGGAACAGCAAGAGUCGACAACAAAAAUUGAGAAAACAGAUCACUCUGACGAAUCUCCCAUAAGUUCUACUCAGCCCACACGGGAGGGUCAGGUGCCUGAGAAGUCAAGUGGGGACCUUCUAGAUUUUAUUAGGGUUCCUAAAUUGAGUGAGUACGGAACUGUAGAGUACAUAUUUAUUCCGCCACGUUCCUAUUGGUUGGAGAUCAUUCGCGAGGAUUGGGGAGCCACUGACGAGGAAAUAUAGCUUGUAUCAAAGCUGCCCCUCAGCUAUCACGAUUCAAAAUUGAAGUGUGUGGUUCCUAUAUCGGACACGGGGUUAUUG
Messenger RNA from Papaver somniferum (opium poppy), 1338 nucleotides. Its product is annotated as ADP-ribosylation factor-like protein 6-interacting protein 4. The coding region runs from base 280 to 1260 and encodes 326 amino acids. The transcript is spliced from 19 exons. Lineage: Eukaryota; Viridiplantae; Streptophyta; Magnoliopsida; Ranunculales; Papaveraceae. The record is from RefSeq and is a predicted model, not a curated record.